GUUUGACGAUGAUUUUUGGGCAACUGCGUGGGUCUCCGAAGCACAGCACGUCAGUCACCAGAAAGAAGAAAGAACGAAGAACGAAGAACGAAGCACUCUGUUCUUCUCCAUACAUCCCUCUCUCUCGUCCCCGACCACUCACCGUCAUCGCAGGGCGUUCUGGGCGAAGGAGGGAGGGAGGGAGAAGAAGGAAGGGACAGGACAGGAGCAAUGGUGGCGCCUGGGGAAGCAUGAGUAGGAGAAAGCCCGGCCGGUUAUGAAGCUUCCAUGGCCUCCCAUUUCGCUUCCUACGCAUUCUCUCCCUCGCCCCAGAACGACACCCCACGGAACCGGUCGCUCCCCAAGAGAUCCCUCCCUGCCUUUCUCAGCACCGGAGCUCCCUCCUAUAACACUCUUGUGUCCGAGGCGGUUAGGUUAUUAAUCCCGCCCGCAAGAUUUGAAGCCUCGAAACUGAAAGUCGAUAUCCUUGUGGAAGAGGUGGGCAAAUACUCUGGGGUUAUCCCCAGAACAUAUAUCUUAUCACACUGUGAUUUCACAGCUAAUCUGACCUUAACCAUCUCCAAUGUCAUCAGCAUUGAACAGUUAAAGGGAUGGUACAGUCGGGAUGAUGUGGUUGCGGAGUGGAAGGAGGUCAACAAGGAAAUGUGCCUACAUGUACAUUGUUAUGUGAGUGGGCCCAAUCCUGUUCUUGACAUUGCUGCCGAGUUUCGGUAUCAUAUCUUCUCGAAGGAGUUGCCUCUGGUACUAAAAUCUGUUCUGCAUGGGGAUUCGGUGCUUUUCACCAAGCAUCCUGAGCUAACGGAGGCUGUAGUCUGGGUUUACUUUCACUCGAGCUCUCCAAAGUACAAUCGAAUGGAAUGCUGGGGGCCUCUCAAGGAUGCUGCUGAGGGAAGGGAAGGAGAACAGAUUAGGGGAUUCUUAACAGGAGGCAAGAACGGUUCGACCCCUGCAGGGAAGCUGGGAAGCCGAAAGUCUUUAUUCCAAGCUCUCUUCGCCUUCCUUCUGUAAAGAUACUACUGUACAGGCAACACGGAUUUGCAGCGCAUGAGGAUUAAUUCAGCUGACGGGCAUUAUGCUAACACCGAGAAGAGCUUUAUUCCCUGAAAAGGAACUCCGAAGCUCAUAUUGCAUGAGAAACUGAUUCAUCCGGUCAUUUCAAUUCAUUCUCAGCCGACACUCAUUUUCGGCUGGAAACGUCUGAUUAUUCUUCUGCAACUGAGGCCUUCAUUUGUUCAUGUCUUUGAUGAACACCUGAAUUGCAUUUGUCCUUCAAACGUGUAAAACAUUCUACUGCAUUGUUUUUGCACUCUUCUUGUCAACGAGACGAACUUCUUAAUGUCAGAAUUGGCCAUAGACCUUUCACCAAGGA
Messenger RNA from Punica granatum (pomegranate), 1369 nucleotides. The record is from RefSeq and is a predicted model, not a curated record. NCBI's taxonomy places the organism in Eukaryota, Viridiplantae, Streptophyta, Magnoliopsida, Myrtales, Lythraceae.